Messenger RNA from Lotus japonicus, 798 nucleotides. RefSeq names its product FBD-associated F-box protein At5g38590-like. The coding region runs from base 1 to 798 and encodes 265 amino acids. The transcript has a single exon. Lineage: Eukaryota; Viridiplantae; Streptophyta; Magnoliopsida; Fabales; Fabaceae. The record is from RefSeq and is a predicted model, not a curated record.
AUGGAGAGCCUUGACCUGAGUCUGGCUUCUGAGGUUAGUUUGAGUUGCCGCGUUUUCCGCUGCAAAACCCUAGUUGUUCUUAAGUUGUCAUGCUUAUCCAUAUUUGGUCGUUCUUCUGUUCAGCUUCCCUCACUCAAAACCCUACAUCUGGUUAACGUUGUUUUGGGACAACCUAAAUAUCUUAUGAAGUUUCUUUAUGGGCUUCCAAUGCUUGAGGAUUUGAAAGUACAUUGUUUACAGUAUACUGAAGACUUUGAUGACUCUUUCUUUAAGGAAGAGUUUAAAAGUUUACCAAAAUUGAUCAGUGCAGAUUUACUAUCUAUGAAGGAAUGUCCGGAUUUUCCUCUGGAAGCAAUAUGUAAUGCGGAGUCUUUGACGAUUAGAGAGAACGGAUUGGAUAAGGUGGUUUGUGUGUUUCCUAAUUUAAUACAUGUGGUAAUCACCUUUGUGAGCGGCUGGAAUUUCGUGUUUGAGAUGUUAAAAAAUUGCCCCAAGCUUCAGGUUUUUGAACUUGUUUUGUAUGGAUAUCCUCCCGGUGCUCUGAUUUACCCUGAUGUUGUUCCUCCAUGUCUUACUUCACACCUCACAAAGUGCUCUCUGGAACAAUACAUUGGCACUGAAGUUGAGCGGCAAUUUGCCAAAUAUAUUAUGCAGAAUUCAACAACUUUACGGACCAUGACAAUUAGCAGCUACCUUCGAAGUUUACAGCUUAGAUAUGCAAUGGUUGACGAAUUAACUUUAUGCCCAAGGAUAUCUCCAUUGUGUGAACUUUCAUUUAAGUAUUUAAGUGAUUACUGA